Messenger RNA from Momordica charantia (bitter melon), 1993 nucleotides. It is a transcript of the gene SAG101, whose product is annotated as senescence-associated gene 101. Gene Ontology annotation, biological process: lipid metabolic process; defense response. Gene Ontology annotation, molecular function: carboxylic ester hydrolase activity. NCBI's taxonomy places the organism in Eukaryota, Viridiplantae, Streptophyta, Magnoliopsida, Cucurbitales, Cucurbitaceae. The record is from RefSeq and is a predicted model, not a curated record.
UAAAAAUGCAACCAGAAAAAAGUAGUGGGUCUUCACCUCAGGUGGGCCAAUCGGAACUCGGUUCUGAAAUUUCUUCGCACAAAUUCGAUUCGUAGAGGGCUAACGAAUCAGAGAAGACCACAGAUUCUUUCCAAUUUCUGCUCGUUGACGCUUCUCCAUCGCCGACCGGAGCCGAUUUCUCAGGCAAUGGACGACGAAAACUCUCUCCGAUUCAGCAGCGGAUUGGAACUGGCGAGUUUCAUCGCGACCUCGGAUUUGCUGGAGCAUUCAUGGAGGGCGAUUACGAAGCAGCGGAGUAAAAUUAGUGCAAAUGGAUCUAGAUUUUCGGCAUUUUUCGGACGCUACAACGAGCGGUCGAACUGUGAGAUCAUCGCGUUUGUUACUGCGCCGAAUUGCAGGGAGAAUCCUCUGGAAGGAGAAAGAGGAGGAGAUCUGGUUUCGUUUUCGGAUUUCAAGGAUGUGUUUCCUGCGUUUGAGUUUCUUUGCUCCAAACAAUGCUCGGAUUUCGCCAUUAAUGGAGCUGCUCUUGAGCUCUUUUGGGAUUUCUAUGAUGUGUAUGAGCAAGAGAUUGUGAGGCUGAAAUCCAAUCCAAAAACCCAAUUGAUAAUCACAGGAGAUGCUUUGGGAGGAUCAGUUGCUUCUCUCUUCACUUUAUUUCUCCUUGACUUCCUAGAUCUCACCAAGGCCAAACGCCCUCUCUGUAUUACUUUUGGGUCUCCUCUGUUAGGCGACGAGGCCCUUCAAAGCGCCAUUUCACAGUUCUCCACAUGGUCCUCUUGCUUCCUUCACGUUGUCUCCAACCAUGACCCUCUCCCUAGAAUGUUCCUCAAUCACACAGCUUACUAUCCCUUUGGUACUUUCUUGUUCUGUUCCGAAUCCGAUGGCUGCGCUUGCUCCGGCGACCCGGCGACGGUAUCGAAACUGUUGGAGGCGACCGCAGUUCCUAACGUUACUUCUAACUCUCACUCUCUGUUGUUUGAUUAUAAGGAAACAGUUGAUCAUUUGAUAAACCAGGCAAAUCUCAAGGCUAUGUCAAUGUUGAUCACAGAAAAUACAGAGUCAUUGAGAGGAAGCUUCGUAGCACAACUUGAAGCUAUUGGAGUUGUUCAAAUCCAAGCACAGCAGCAACAGAACGUAGAUGUGAAUAAACUCGUCAAGAAAAUGAUAGAGCGCGAGAACGAUACGAUACUUGAAACAAAAACUUCUGAUCCAUCUGAGGCUUUGAAUAUGGUAAAGAUAAAUAUGGCAAAGCUUGAAUGGUACAAGAAGAAGUGCCAGUCUGAUGAUAUUGGUUACUAUGAUAGCUACAAGAAUCAAAGGCAUCCACCUGACAUUCGUGUAGCUGAGUUCAAGAAAAAGCUACGAGUUUACUGGGAGAAGAUGGUGGAGGAGGCGGAGCGGAGGCCGCAGAGGGAAGGGGCGCCAUUCAACAUACGGUGGAUGUUCGGAGGGACGAAUUAUCGACGAAUGGUCGAACCGCUCGACAUUGCCGAACACUACAGAAAGGGCUUGCGCGACUACAAAUCGCAUAGGCCAAAGCACUACGAGAAGUUGGAAGAGUGGUUCGAAGAAUCGAGUUCUGAUCCGAGCACAGGGCAGAAGGAAUCGGUUUCUUCGAUCCUUACUGUAGAUUCAUGCUUUUGGGCUAAUGUGGAAGAGGCUAUCCUGGCGUGCCAAGUGGUGAAGAUGGUGGAUUGUAGUGCAGAAGAGGAAGAAGAAGCAAUGGGAAAGCUUAAAGAUUUUGAGGAUUAUGUGGUGAGAAUGAUGAAAAACAGUGCUGUAUCUUCAGAAAUUUUCUUGCCGCAGAGUAGUUUCAUGAGAUGGUGGGAACAAUAUGAUGAGAUUGUGGGAGAUGAUCAUGAUUCAAUCCUCUCAGUGUUGAUGAGGAAUGAAGAUCACUAUGAACAAUAUGCCAAUGGGAGGUUAGAGAUCCCUUGAAAUGCAAAUUUUGAUGUUAAAUUGUAAAUCUAUUCCUUCUAUCGGGUUUUUUUUU